This is a messenger RNA of Nasonia vitripennis (jewel wasp), 3855 nucleotides long. Its product is annotated as heparanase-like. Gene Ontology annotation, molecular function: hydrolase activity, acting on glycosyl bonds. Bases 405 to 2000 code for a protein of 531 amino acids. The record is from RefSeq and is a predicted model, not a curated record. Gene Ontology annotation, cellular component: extracellular matrix; membrane. Lineage: Eukaryota; Metazoa; Arthropoda; Insecta; Hymenoptera; Pteromalidae. The transcript is spliced from 2 exons.
CGACGGCGUUUUCAAGUUUCACGUUUUCUUUUCGACAGACGUGGACAGGGACGUUACAAUUUACAUUUUUGAAAGAUGUGAAGCAUCAGACAUCAGUAUAUCUAUAUAUCUAUCCAUAUAUGUAUACAUAUAUACAUCACAUUCACCGGCACGGCUGGCGGGGGGCGCAGAGCGGGCAGACAGCUUUUUGGGAUAAACUAUAGGAUCGCUGCGAUAGAUGCUUAAAUCAGCUGUUGGGAAAAGAAAAAGUUAAAUUGCAAAAACGUAUUGUAUUAUUUUGUAUAGAACUUAUAUUAUAGUCUUUUGUUCUACAAUAGGCCAUAGCUUUAAUGUUAUGUGAGUUGAGAUAGAUUCUUUCAUGAUAAAGCAAUAUAAAUUUUGCAAGUAAUAAGUUGAUAGUAACAAUGUAUUCAAGAUUGAAAACAAGUGCGCAUAAUAAAAAUAAACAGGAAGUUUCUGAUGUUAUUGGGACAAGUAAUCAUAAAGUUAUACUAAAAUUGUUAAUAUUAGUGGUUUUGAUGCUUACUGGCAUUAAUACAGUGUUAAUAACACAAAAAUAUCUCUAUUCUGAUUAUCAUGUUGUUGCAUUGGAGCAAAGUCAACCAUUAUUUCAUACAGUAUCUAACAAGUUUCUAUCAUUUGGAUUGGAUUCUUCUCUUUUGAGAAAUAUGAAUAAGUUGCCAAUUAAUCAAGAAAAAUUUGUAAAUCUUGCUCGUCACCUUAGUCCAGCUUAUGUUAGAGUUGGAGGCACCGCUGCAGACUAUCUCUAUUUUGUUAAAAUCAGUUCCAUAACAGAAACAACAACUGAAAAAUCAAAUUUAUCAAAAAACAAAUGUGUAGAUGGACAGGAUAUAACUUAUUUUACAUUAGCAAGUGAUGACUUUCUUUCACUGUACAAAUUCACACAGAAAGCUCGGAUAAGAAUGGUAUUUGAUUUGAAUACUUUAUUGAGGAAUGAAGAUGGUACUUGGAACAGUGACAAUGCUAGAGAAAUUAUACUUUUUGCCAAAGGUCAUGGAAUGGAACUUGAUUGGCAAAUGGGAAAUGAACCGAAUUCAUUUUUUCAUGUAUUCAAUAUCACGGUUUCAGCAGAACAACUUGCUCAAGAUUACUGUGAACUACGAAGUAUGCUCAAUAAUUUGGGUUAUAAAGACAGCAUUCUAGUUGGCCCUGAAGCAAAUCACAUGGGAGAUGAUCAGCAUCCUGGACAAGUCUAUCUCAAGAACUUUUUGGAGAAUGUUAAAGAUUGCAUUGAUUAUGCCACUUGGCAUCAAUAUUAUCUCAAUGGUCACGUAGCUAAAGUAAAAGAUUUUAUAGAUCCAAAAGUAUUUGAACGCUUGCCUGUUCAAAUUAAGACUGUGUCAGAAUCAAUAAAGUCAAGUAGUCAAGAUCUAUCUAUGUGGAUCUCAGAAACAAGUUCUGCAUUUGGUGGAGGUGCUCCAGAGUUAUCUGAUCGAUUUGUGGCAGGAUUUUUAUGGCUUGACAAAUUGGGCAUCAGUGCUAAAAUGGGUGUUCAAACUGUAAUAAGACAAUCCUUUUAUGGUGGCUAUUAUGCAAUGAUUGGACCAGAUCUUGAACCUAAUCCUGAUUGGUGGGUAGCAGUGUUGUAUAAAAAAUUUGUUUCAGAAAAGGUGCUGGAAUUGAAAAUGCCAAACAGUAGAGAUGAUUUACGUUUGUAUGCACAUUGUGGUGCAAAAUCGAACUCUGCAAAGAGCUUAUCUACUGCUACUAUUUAUGGAGUGAACUUGAGUAAAAUGCAAACAAAAAUUUACUUAUCACAUCUCUCACAGGGAGCAAAAAUUUUAUCUUAUAUUCUCACAUCAGAUGAGUUACAAUCAAGAAACAUUUAUUUGAACAAUCAAAUUUUAAAAUUACAAGAUGAUGGAAAAUUACCAAAAUUUAAACCAAAAGAAAUAAAUGAAAAUGAACCAAUCAUCUUGCCCCCCUAUUCAAUGAUAUUUAUAGUAAUAAAGAAUGCUAAAAUUUCAGCAUGUUUAUAAAUAAUGUAUUGAUCUGAGAUAAUGCUGCGAUAACAUUUCGUUAUUUUUUUACAAAUUGUAAUGCAUACUUUUAUAACUAUAACAACGAAUAUAAAUAUUUGAUAGCAUCUUCAAAAAAUAUAAUAUCCGUGUUAAAAUUUGUAUACCAAACAUAAUUUUUCCAAUAAAAUUUUAUAUUAAAAUUCAAAUACUUAUAAAACAUCUCUUGAAAAUUUUUCGCCAAUUUUAAUGAAAAAAAAAAAAAUUAAAUAUUUAUGUACCACAAAUUAAGGCAGAGUAUGGGCUGAAAGGCUUGAAAGGUGAAUAUUCGAAAAGCCCGCGCUUCGGCACACGCAGUGCCAUAUCUGCAAGGAAUGUCACUACUCCAAAAAAUAAAAUUUCUCAUCAGCUGUUCACUCUUCUAUCCGCCGAUGUUUACAAUAUACCCACGAGCAUCUCGUCCAUGAGGCGUUCGCUCAUCGUCCAUUCGUCAAAUGAAAUGUUGAUAAAGCCACAGCUCGAGGGAGUAACCACAGCUGUGCGAUGAUAAUUUAGCCAGUGUCUAUACCCGCAAUCACGCCAUGCAGUCAUUGAGACGAAUGUAAUGUAACGAGCUUACGAAGCAAUAAAAAGAGAAAACCUAGAAAUGAGUAUUUUGAAGAGGAAGAUUCAGGAGUUCGAGGACAUGUUGUCGGCGAGUGAAGUGGACGCGUAUCAACUUCGCCGGCUAUGUUUCAACGGUAUCCCGGACGAGGGCAGCCUCAGGCCGCUAUGCUGGAAGCUGCUGCUCAACUAUAUACCUUACACCAGGGAAAAGUGGGAUGAGACUCUAGCCAGGAAGAGAGAGCUUUACAAGUCCUUCAUCGAUGAUCUCAUUGUCAUUCCUGGAGAGUCAAAUCUGGAGACUGGCAGAGUGGAUGUGACCACUGAUGAUCAUCCAUUGAAUCUUGAUCCGGACACAGGGCAGUGAGUAUCCUUGCGAAGCCAUUGUGCACAGCAAUGGUCAGAAGAGACUGCACCAGAGAGUUCACCACACUGUGUUAAAGAGUGCCAGUGUGGAGAGGAAGGGUCUGGGAGUGACUAAGAUCGCUGUUUCCGCAAGAAAGGCUGCAGAGGAUUAUGCACCACUCGAGGGUGGCGAGGCCCACUGGGAAGUGUUAGAAAGGAUCUUGUUUCUUUAUGCUAAGUUGAAUCCCGGCCAGGGAUAUGUUCAGGGUAUGAAUGAGAUUGUUGGACCUAUUUACUAUGCCUUUGCUUGCGAUCCUGACCAGAAGUGGCGGGAGCAUGCAGAAGCUGACACUUUCUUUUGCUUCACAAAUCUCAUGGCAGAGAUCAGAGAUUUUUUCAUCAAGUCCCUGGAUGAAGCCGAGUUUGGGAUCAAUGCCAUGAUGAGCAAACUCAUGCAGGAGGUAAAGUCAAGCUGUUAUGAGAUUUGGAUGCGACUCAAUCAGCAGGAGCUGUGUCCGCAAUAUUACAGUUUUCGAUGGUUGACUCUGCUGUUGUCCCAGGAGUUUCCUCUUCCCGAUGUUAUGAGGAUAUGGGACUCUCUGUUUUCUGAUGAAAAUCGCUUUGACUUCUUGAUUCACAUUUGCUGUGCAAUGAUUCUCCUCUGUAAGGAUCAAAUACUUAGUGGUGACUUUGCAGCCAAUGUUAAAUUGCUACAGAACUUUCCGUCUACCGAUGUACAGAUUGUAUUGACUAAAGCAGCUGAGUUAGCGGAUAGAUCUUCACUUUAGUGUAAAGCUAUACACUCAAAAGACUUGAAUGAGAUGAAUUUUUAUUAAGAGCAAAUACAUGCAUUUUUGUAACUUGUAUAUUUUGAAAUAAGUAAAUGCUCAGAAAUUUAUAUGUUAAUAAAAAACACUUCUUCCCAAAA